AUGGGAGGGGUGGGGAAGAAGGAGAGCCCAGGAGAUCACGGCCACCAGCUCCCACCCCAGAGGCCCCCGAGGGUCAGAGCCCAGCUGCCUCUCACCUGGCGCCCUACCCUGCCUUUGGGGCGCCCGCCUCUCCCGCGGGGCUUUGGGGACUCUCGCUCCGCACCAGGACAAGGAGGUGUGCGUUCUGCUCCUACGCCCUCUUCCACGCCCUCCGCCAGCAUCCCGCCCCAGCAUCCUCCCUGGUACACGGACCCCUCGAGGCCUCCCCGAACCCCGCCCCAGCAGCCGGCGACUCCCCGACCGUCACCCAGUUCCCGCUCGGCCGCGCCCGGGGUUUGCACAGGCGAAGCAGGAAAUGCGCUGUUCCCGGUCCGUUUCCCUGCUCAGAAACUGGUCCGCGGGGGGUGUUUCUUGUAUUCCCCACUCAGCCUCCCGCCCCAGCUCGGGUCCCGGGAUGGGAGUGCUGACAGCUUCCCCUUACUCCCCGGCUUAGAGAACCUCAGACUCCGCAGGGAGACGGCGUCGGGGGUGAAGGCAAGGCAGCCCAGCUCAUCCCCGGGACGGAUUACGGCCACACACUGGUCUGCUCACCUGUGUUUCAUCUCGGCCUCUCUGAGCUCUAACUGCAAUCUCAGUAGCGGUUCUUGUGCGCUCACUUCUGCAGACCCCCCAAUCCCACCUUCCUCGCACCCAGGAAAGGCCCGAGCUUUCCUGAUGGAGCUGUGUCCUCUGCUGAGCAGACAGGCUUAG
Molecule: messenger RNA, 750 nt
Organism: Rangifer tarandus platyrhynchus (Svalbard reindeer)
Lineage: Eukaryota; Metazoa; Chordata; Mammalia; Artiodactyla; Cervidae
Source: the annotation of a GenBank genome assembly